GUCAGCGAUUUAUGUCAUGUUUUUUUGUCUUUUCAUCAAAAAAAUAAUUCUGUUCUAUAAAUUGAAAUAAUUAGAACAAAGAAAAAGUAAAUUUCAACUAGACACGAUUUACUUAGUCUCUUGCAGUAGAUUUAAUUGAUGUUUUAGUUAACAUUCAAUCAGGUACUCAAUUUCCCGCGCAGGAUCCGAUAGAUGAACAAGAACGGAAAAACAAAAAAAAUCUUAAUCUUUUAUUUUUAACCAAACGACCUACUGCUCGACCCAUUUAGAGUUUAAUUAUUUUCGUUAGGUUAGGUUAAUAAUGCACUAUUUAUAUAUCUCGUUACACAAUGUCCGGCGCUAAAAUAUCCACAUUGCUUCAGUAUCGCUUUGUUAAGCGAACAUCUGAUCAGAAUACAGAUCCACAGAUUGAAGAGGGGAAACGGGACGAGGGUGAAGAAAAACAUACCAAUGGUAACAGUUUAAUCAGUGAAAAUAAUACUAAUGGUAAUUCGUGUUACAAUGAACAAGUAAACAGUGAAAAUAGUACUACAGUCAUUCCAGAUACACCACAAUCAAACACAUCAUCUUUGCCUUUAUCUCCAGUUUUCAACUCAACAAAAGUUAGAAUUAUAAAAAGCAGUAACAGCAUAUCCAGUGAUUCACAGUCACAAGAUAGCAUGGCUGAUAGUCCAUCCUCACAAAAUUCUUGGCUUUCAAAGGAAAGGGGAAUUCAAAAUGGUCAUGUUAAGAGUAAAAAAACUAAACCCAAAAAACAAAGAAGAAUUAUUAGACCGCACUCUUCAUCAGAGAGUGAUAGUGAAGAUGAAAAACCAUCACCAGUAAAAUGUGAUGACUCCAGUUCAGCAACAGAUACUCAAGCAUCAAAUGUACAAUUUGAAGAGAGUUUAGCUAAUUUAAAACAAAUGUUUCCCACAAUGGCUGAAGACAGAUUAAUCACAGUGUUAAAGAAUCAUCCUGAUAAUUUUGAUAGUGCUGUUGAUGAACUGAUAUAUCCUCCUUUACCCGGUACUUACACAAAACGUAAAGGUUCUGAUAUAGAAAAUCAAGAACCUUCAAAGAAACGAAUACGGCAAGACAGUCCUACCUCAACUGACAACAAUGGUACGACAAUUAGUACAAAAGAAAAAAAUUUACAGUUUUUAUAUGAAGCAUUCCCAAAUCAUACAGAAGAGAUGAUCAAAGCUACCUUUCAAGAAAAUAAAUAUGCUGUAGAUGCAACAAUGGCAACUUUAGAAAAAAGAGUCUCCUUAAAAACAAAUUCAGCCAAAAUGAAGAAAACAGUAAAGAAAGUCAAAAUGAAAGAUGUUGAUUUAUCAGAUGAAGAUGCAGAUUAUAGUGGUGCUGAUUAUGAUAGUGAUGAUAGUUACGAUUCUGAUAAUGCUGCUGUUCAUGCUGAUAAAAUUCUCAAGUUUUUCCAAGAAUCAAAACUUGAAGAGUUGACAUCAAUACAAGGUUGUUCUAGAAAGAAAGCUGAAAGUAUAGUAGAGCUACGUCCAUUUACAUCAUUUGAUGAGUUGGUUGAAAAGGUUACCGCAGCCAAGUCUUUAUCUUAUGCAUUGAUACCAGGAUGUUUAGAAGUUAUACAUCUACAAAGUAUUGUUACUAACUUGAUGCAGAAAUGUGAACGUAUUGGUCAAGAAAUGGAGAAUGUGGUAUCUAUGUUAACUAACAGUGAAACAAUUGAAGACAGUCAAGAUAAUAUCACUAAUCAACCUAAAUUAUUAGUUGAUACUAAACAAUUAAAAGCAUAUCAAAUGAUUGGAUUAAACUGGUUAAGAGUCAUGCAUGCUCAGCAGUUAAAUGGUAUUUUAGCUGAUGAAAUGGGUUUAGGUAAAACUAUACAAACUAUAGCUUUCCUUGCACAUCUAAUAGAAGUUGGUGAAACUGGUCCACAUGUUAUUAUAGUACCAUCAUCUACUAUAGAAAAUUGGUUGCGGGAAAUGCAGGAUUGGUGUCCUAGUCUAAAUAUAGUUAUAUAUUAUGGAUCUCAGGAAGAGAGACGUGUUGUAAGACAACAAGUUUUAUAUGGUAACAAUGUAGAAUAUAAUGUUGUUCUAACAACGUAUAAUAUGGCUACUGGUAGUGUUGAAGAUAGAUCAUUAUUCAAAAAAUUAGAAUUUCAAUAUGCCGUUUUUGAUGAGGGUCACAUGUUGAAAAACAUGUCAUCUCUUCGAUUCCAGAAUCUAAUGAAAAUCAGGGCUGAUAGAAGAUUACUACUUACUGGUACACCAUUACAGAAUAACCUAGUCGAACUCAUGUCAUUAUUAUGUUUUGUCAUGCCAGAUAUAUUUAGUGGUAAAACAGAACCAUUAAAGAAAAUGUUUACUAUGAUGACUAAAUCUAAUGAAGAUAGUGGGAGGUUUGAGAAAGAGAAAAUAGCUCAAGCUAAGAGAAUAAUGAAACCCUUUCUUUUAAGAAGAUUGAAAAAGGAUGUAUUAAACCAGAUGCCUAAGAAAUAUGAAAGAACAGAGAACUGUGUUAUGAUACCAGAUCAACAGGAAUUGUAUGAUUCAUUAAUUCAAAGGUUUAAUCAAGAAAUAGAAAAUAGAACUGAUGCAGUGUUACAAAAUGGAGGUGCCUCUAUGUUCAUGCAGUUACGUAAAGCUGCCAAUCAUCCUCUGCUGAUCAGAAAACAUUAUGAUGAUGAAAAAUUAACAUGUAUAGCUAAAGAUCUAACUAAGGAACCAUCGCAUCAAGAGCGGGGUGCUCUACCAGAAUUAAUAAAAGAAGAUAUGUCUAUUAUGAACGAUUUUGAUAUCCAUAAUGUCUGUAAACAUUAUAAGAGCCAUAUAGGUAAAUAUAUGUUAGACCAAUCUACUAUAAAUGAAUCUGGUAAAUUUAGGGUAUUAGAGACAUUGUUACCAGAUAUGAAAGAAAGAGAGGAUCGUGUGUUGUUAUUUAGUCAGUUCACCAUGAUGUUAGAUAUAGUGGAAGUUUUUCUUAAAGAUAAAGGGUAUAAAUACUUCAGAUUAGAUGGCAGUACACCGGUACCUGAGAGACAAAAGUUAAUAGACGACUAUAACAAUGAUCAAAGUGUAUUUAUAUUUUUAUUAUCUACGAAGGCUGGUGGUUUAGGUAUUAAUUUAACAGCUGCUAAUACUGUUAUAUUACAUGAUAUAGACUUCAAUCCUUAUAAUGAUAAACAAGCUGAAGACAGAUGUCAUAGAAUGGGACAAAAACGAGAUGUAAAUAUAAUUAGGUUAAUAAGUAAAGGUACGGUAGAAGAUGGUAUGGUACGUGUUGCUAGAGAUAAACUCAAACUAGAAAAAGAUGUCACAACAUCAAGUAUAGAUGAAGAGGAUAGUAGUAAUGAUGUACUAAGUUUACUACGAGAAGCUUUACAACGUAAAUCAAAGACUAACAAAUCAAAUAAAUCUUGAUGAUAGAUCAGUUGUAGGCAUUGAUAUUUAAUCAUUGUACCAGUAACCUCAUCAUAUUUAUAAUAUUCUAUAUUUUAUCAUAGAAAUUACAAACAUUGUAUUACACUGUGGACCAAGUAUGAUGUGAUCAAAAAGGAGUUGCCUUUAUUUAAUGGGUGCAAUUUUUAAUAGGAAUAGUUUUUGCCAGAAAUUAUGGUAGAACAUAAAAGAGGAUUUUAGUGCUUUUUGAAAAGAUAUGAAAUGCAUAUAAAUAGAGAUUAGAGUAUAUUAUGCUCUGUUAGAGUUUGUAAAUAUUUUGUUGCCAGCCAUUUGAUGUAAGCUUAUUCAGUAACAUAUAUUUUUUGUGCUAUUUACAACACUAUCAAAAUAUGGAAAAUAUAAAAUAAUUUUUUAUGUUUUCUUCCUGGUGUGUGUAUGUUUGUAUAUAUAUAUAUAUGAAUGCCAAUCACUGAAAUGUGACCAUGAAAAAUAUAUUUUGAUGUUAUUCCCCCUUUGAAUCACUCUCCAUAUAGUUUAAUGUCUAUCUUUAUUGAAUGGAGGAAUAAAAUUUGUACAUAACAAUAA
This is a messenger RNA of Patella vulgata (common limpet), 3947 nucleotides long. RefSeq names its product SWI/SNF-related matrix-associated actin-dependent regulator of chromatin subfamily A containing DEAD/H box 1A. The transcript has 21 exons. NCBI's taxonomy places the organism in Eukaryota, Metazoa, Mollusca, Gastropoda, Patellidae. Gene Ontology annotation, molecular function: ATP binding; DNA binding; ATP-dependent chromatin remodeler activity. The coding region runs from base 330 to 3383 and encodes 1017 amino acids. Gene Ontology annotation, cellular component: nucleus. The record is from RefSeq and is a predicted model, not a curated record.